ACCCCUUGCGCAUGUGCGAUCGACAAGAAAGAAGAAGGAUCUCCAGCCACAAAACGAAGCGAUCUAGAGAGGCCGGAGACGCGGACAGGCCUGGAAAGAGACGCACCAUGGCCGAGGACCUGCGCGCCAAGAUAGAGGAGCAGAUACGCUCCACGCACGUGCUCAUGUACUGCAAGACCACCUGUCCAUUCUGCGCCAGGGUCGGUAGCUAUACCGGCUUCCUCCCCCCAGAUUCGCUUUCACAUUGCUCCCCUUCAGGUCAAGAAGUUGUUUUCGGCCCACUGUGUGACGCUACUUGUGUCUGUGUGGACGAACUUGACAAAAAUGAGCCCGGGCUGAUGUCAAAAUACCUGGACGUCCUAAACGACAUUACAGGACAGAAAACUGUUCCUAACGUUUUCAUCAACGGCAAACACCUCGGCGGUUGCAAAGAUGUCAUCGCGAUACAUUCCCGUGGCGACCUAGCUCGGACCCUCGUCUCCAGCCAGAUGGAGAGAGAUAAUAUGAGCUCUGCCCCCCACUCUUACGACUAUGACAUCAUUGUAAUUGGGGGAGGUUCAGGUGGUCUCUCAUGUGCCAAGGCUGCAGGUGCGCUCGGAGCGAAAGUCGCGUGUCUGGAUUUCGUGAAGCCGUCUCCGAUUGGAACCAAAUGGGGACUGGGUGGAACGUGCGUCAACGUUGGUUGCAUCCCCAAGAAACUGAUGCAUCAAGCAGCGUUGUUAGGUCAUGCUCUGGAGGACUCGCGUCACUACGGCUGGGAGGUGCCGGAGGGGGUGGGCCACAAGUGGGAGAAGAUGGUUGAGAACAUACAGGCACACAUCUCCUCGCUGAACUGGGGCUACCGGACUGCUCUCAGGAAGAAGUCGGUCAAAUAUCUGAACGCUCUCGCCGAGUUUGUCGACCCUCAUACCAUCAAGCACGUCAACAGCAGGGGAGUGGAGGGGAAAAUCAGUGGAGCUCGCAUUGUCAUCGCAACAGGUAAAACACACCUCUAUUACAUUGUCCUCACCACUUCUCCGUAGUAGAACUUACAAUGAAAACUCUGAAUACGGGACACCAGGUGGGUGUCCCGUAUUCAGAGGUGUCCUUUAUUCGGAGGUAGUAUAAUACACUGCAUUCUUCUAGUACACUAAUGUACUAGUAUGGGGCAGAACAAACCUUGUAGAGAGAUGUAUUUAUUCAGAUUGUCCUUCCACUGUUGUCCUCUCUCCUCUCUCACUUUGUCUUUCACUUUACCAGGCGGCAGGCCACGCUACCCAGACAUACCCGGAGCCAAAGAGUACGGGAUCUCCAGUGACGACAUCUUCUCCUUGACGACUCCGCCGGGGAAGACCCUGGUCGUCGGGGCUUCGUACGUCGCUCUGGAAUGUGCCGGCUUCCUCGCGGGGCUGGGCUUUGACGUCACGUGCAUGGUCCGCUCCAUCCUCUUGAGGGGUUUCGAUCAGGUGGAGCUAGUCUCUGAGGGUCCCCCGAGGGAGGUACGGGUGACGUACCGCCCGACCGAGGGGGGAGAGGAGACGAGCGAAGUGUUCAACACGGUUUUGUUUGGAGUGGGGAGAGAUCCUGACAUGGGUGGGCUGGGUUUGGAGAAGGCAGGGGUCAAGACUGACGCCAAAGGCUAUGUUCCAGUGGUGUACGAACAAACGAAUGUUCCACACAUCUAUGCCAUCGGGGACGUGGUCCGAGGGAUGCAUGAACUCACCCCGCUGGCGAUCCAGGCCGGCCGGCUCCUCGCCGCCAGACUCUUCGACUCCAGCUCCGUCCACACUAAUUACGUCAACACCCCGACAACCGUCUUCACACCGUUGGAGUUCUGGGGCGAUCGGUUUCGCCGAGGAGGACGCCACCAUGAUAUAUGGCUCCGACAACAUUGAGGUUUAUCACUCGAAUUUAUGGCCCCUGGAGUAUACACUUGCUGGCAGGGAGGAGAACGCCUGCUACUGCAAACUGAUCUGUAACAAACUGGACAAAGAGAGGGUCAUAGGUCUCCAGGUGCUCGGUCCCAAUGCGGGAGAGAUCACCCAGGGCUACGCUGUUGCCAUGAAACUUGCGGCCACCAAAGAGGACUUUGACCUCACGGUCGGGAUCCACCCCACGUGCUCCGAGACCUUCACAACUCUUUCCAUCACCAAGAGCUCUGGCGUCGAAGUCACCUCCCAGGGCUGCUGAGGUUAAGCCACACCCCCCUUGUCUCCUUGGUGACCGGGUGGGUGUGGCUAACAAAGUCGCACAGGUUUUCCCCUUCUGCUGGUUCAUAGCAACCGUUUGUUUGGUUGUUGUCAUGAGGACACUCUUCUAAAUCACCAUGGUGAUGGAGAGUCUCUGAUCCAUACCAGUGGAAUGGAAUCCAAUCGAACGCAUUAGUUAACAAGAUUUUUAGCAGUAGUUGUAAAAGUUGGUUGAUGAUGUUAUGUGGUGAUUGUGAAAUAUUAGUAGAAUCCACACACUCCUACUAAUUUGUAUUGACAGAUGAUCAGGCACUCAUGAAAUGAAUCACGAUUGGGCAUAAAAUGAAACUGAAGGUAAUCGAAUGAAGUAAUGAUUGCUGCUGUCAUGUGUCGGAUCGUCAGAGGGCUGGUAGGCAGUACACCGCGUCCUGUGCUCUCCGGUGCAGCCGAUCUGGUGCCACUGCCAAACUGUGCAACACGACCACCUGUUGACUCUCCAAACUCUGCAGUAUCUGACAGAGAGCUGGCCAAUGCAGCAUGCCUGAGAAAUGCUCCGACACUUGCCUCAGCGAAGCUCCCGGGGUGGACCUGAUAAACGUGAGCACUCCCUCACGAUAUCGCCUCAUCAUCGUCUCGUUAGGGUGGGUGGAGUUUACGGUCACCCAGGGCCGGUAUGGAACCAGGUCUGCGGGCGACGUGGAAUGGGGACUGGAGACUGGCAUACACCAUCUCUUGGCGUGGACAGCUGCUACCAAACGAGAACCAACUUUGACCACCGUUUCAAAGUUGAGGAGACACUGGAUGUGGUCAGUGAGAGAGAGACCGGACGAGGGAGGCAGGGGGGGAAGAAGGGACUGCAGCUCUUCCUCUCUCCUCCCUCUCUCCCCUCCCUUCUCCACACACUUGUACACCUGGCCAUUGAAACAUGCCUCUCCAUCCGACAUAUUGA
Geodia barretti is the source of this 3117-nucleotide messenger RNA. Lineage: Eukaryota; Metazoa; Porifera; Demospongiae; Tetractinellida; Geodiidae. The record is from the annotation of a GenBank genome assembly.